Molossus molossus (Pallas's mastiff bat) is the source of this 1428-nucleotide messenger RNA. It is a transcript of the gene TRIM17, whose product is annotated as tripartite motif containing 17. The coding region runs from base 1 to 1428 and encodes 475 amino acids. The record is from RefSeq and is a predicted model, not a curated record. NCBI's taxonomy places the organism in Eukaryota, Metazoa, Chordata, Mammalia, Chiroptera, Molossidae. The transcript has 6 exons. Gene Ontology annotation, molecular function: protein binding; zinc ion binding.
AUGGAUGCUGUGGAACUUUCCAGAAAGCUGCAGGAGGAGGCAACAUGCUCCAUUUGCCUCGACUAUUUCACUGACCCAGUAAUGACCACCUGUGGCCACAAUUUCUGCCGUGAGUGCAUCCGGAUGACUUGGGAGAAGGCCAAAGGCAAGAAGGGCAGGAGGAAGCACAGGGGUGUCUUCCCCUGCCCUGAGUGCCGGGAGCUAUCUCCCCAGAGGAACCUGCGGCCCAACCGCCUGCUGACCAAGGUGGCUGAGAUGGCACGACAGCACCCGGGCUUCCAGAGCCAAGACCUGUGCCAGGUGCACCAGGAGGUGCUCAAACUCUUCUGCAAAGAUGACCAGAGCCCCAUCUGUGUGGUCUGCAGGGAGUCCCAGGAACACCGGACUCACAGGGUGGUCCCAGUGGAGGAGGCCGUGCAGGAACACAAGCUGAAGCUGGAGGGUGACAUGAGGCACCUGCAGGAAGAGAUGAUGAAGACCCAGAAGCUGCAGAUUAGGGAGCAGCAGACCUUGGCUGAGUGGCAGGAGAAAGUGAAGAAGCGGAGAUGGCGCAUUAUGAUGGAGUUCAAGAAAAUGGCUGUCCUCCUGGUGGAGGAGAAGCAGCACCUCCUGCAGGCCCUGAGGCAGGAGGAAGAGGACAUUGCUGCCAGGCUGCUGGAGAGUAUGGCUGCACUAGAGCAGCAGAGUUGCUCCCUGAAGACCCUGCUGCUACGGCUGGAGGACUGUAGCAAGCGGGAACCACUGCAGAUGCUGCAGGAUAUAAAAGAGCCUCUGGACAGGAAGAACAGUUUGAGUGUGCAGUACCCAGAGGCUAUCCCCAUCGCACUGAGGACUAUCUGCAGGGUCCCUGGGCAGAUAGAGGUGCUCAAGAGUUUCCAAGAGAACGUGGUGCCUGACCCUGCUACAGCGUACCCCUACCUCCUCCUGUAUGAGAGCCGCCAGAGGCGCUACCUCAGUACCCCUCCAGAUGGCACACCCUGCAGCAAGGACAGGUUCCUGGCCUACCCCUGUGCAGUGGGACACCAGACCUUCUCCUCAGGGCGGCAUUACUGGGAAGUGGGCAUGAACCUCACUGGGGAUGCGCUCUGGGCCCUGGGUGUGUGCAGGGACAACGUGAGCCGGAAGAAUAGGGUCCUCAAGUCCCCAGAAAACGGAUUCUGGGUGGUGCAGCUGUGCAAGGGAAAGAAGUAUGUGCCCCCAGUGUCCACUUUGACCCCCAUCACACUGACAGAGCCCCCCAGUCAUAUGGGCAUCUUCCUGGACUUUGAGGCUGGGGAGGUGUCUUUCUACAAUGCCAGCGGCGGGUCCCACCUGCACACCUAUGCCCAGCCGGCCUUCCCAGGCCCCCUACAGCCCUUCUUCUGCCUUGGGGCCCCCAAAUCUGGCCAGAUGGUCAUCUCAACAGUGACGCUGUGGGUGAAGGGUUAG